Molecule: messenger RNA, 1916 nt
Organism: Paraphaeosphaeria sporulosa
Lineage: Eukaryota; Fungi; Ascomycota; Dothideomycetes; Pleosporales; Didymosphaeriaceae
Product: P-loop containing nucleoside triphosphate hydrolase protein
Exons: 2
Coding region: 180-1916 (578 amino acids)
Biological process (GO): tRNA wobble uridine modification; tRNA methylation
Cellular component (GO): mitochondrion; cytoplasm
Molecular function (GO): GTP binding; GTPase activity; protein binding
Source: RefSeq, a predicted model, not a curated record
GAGAGAAUUGCAGUGUGCUGGAGGACCGGGGCUGUCGUGGGAGCGCCUGCGGGCGAGACAGAAUUUCGAAAUCUUGUCGCGCUAGUAGCGGCAGGUGGGCCCAAGCGCGGUGGGGAAUCCGCCAGCUCCAGCUACGCAACCGCGCAACACCAAAAUGACAUCGCAGAGUCGUCCCCGUGAUGAGAGCCAUUGUCCUCUCGCCACGGGCUAUCCACGUAGUACGGCAAAGCUGCCCCAUUGCCUUGCGUUACCGCGGCACUUGCGCGACUGAGACGGCACGCUCUCACCGCAAUGCCUUUACCAACAAAACGCGGCGCUCCCUGAGCCAGUCGUAUCGACGGCCCUCCCAAUCCUCCCAUCCGAGCACAGCAGAGCCGACUAUAUACGCCCUUUCGACCGCCUCUGGAAGAGCAGCCAUUGCUGUGAUCCGCGUCUCUGGGCCGGCAUGCAAGCGGCCGCUGCCUGAGCCGCGCUAUGCGGCACUGCGGAAGCUAUACUCUCCGAACGCGCCGGCGGCGACAUCCACCGUGCUUGACUCCGGUGCCCUCGUCCUAUACUUCCCUGCGCCCCACACCGUCACUGGGGAGGACGUACUCGAGUUGCAUGUGCAUGGCGGACCUGCAAUAGUACGCGCGGUGCUGGCUGCUAUACCACAAUGUGCCGAACCAGCGACGGCCACGAACAAGGCCAUCGGCAGCAUCAGGUACGCCGAGCCUGGCGAGUUCACUCGCCGUGCCUUUGCAAACAACCGCAUGGACCUCCCGCAGAUCGAGUCGCUUGGCGAGACCCUUUCUGCGACGACUGAGCAGCAGCGUGUGCUCUCGGUGCGUGGCACCACAUCAACGCUUGCUGCGCGCUAUGAGCAGUGGCGCAAGCUUUUGCUAUAUGCGCGUGGAGAGCUGGAGGCCCUGAUCGACUUUUCAGAAGACCAGCAUUUCGACGAGUCUCCUGCGACGCUUUGCGCAUCCGUGGCACGCCAGAUUCAAAGCCUAUCCACGCUGAUCGAGGCUCAUGUGGCCAAUGCUGUUCGGGGUGAGCUUUUGCGCAGCGGCAUCAGCGUGGCACUCUUGGGGGCACCGAAUGCGGGGAAGAGCAGCCUGCUCAAUCGCAUCGUUGGUCGCGAAGCUGCAAUCGUUUCCCAAGAGGCGGGGACAACGAGGGAUAUCGUCGAAGUUGGAGUCGAUCUGGGUGGCUGGCUUGUUAAGAUUGGCGACAUGGCUGGCUUGAGAAAAGCUGGUCUGGUGGGUGCAGAAGCCGUGGGACCCGUUGAGCAAGAAGGAAUCAAGCGAGCCAAACAGCGUGCUCUGCAGUCCGAUGUCCUGAUAGUCGUCCAAGACGUCACCGCCGACAUGGACCCUGAAGUCGCCGAAACCACAAAGCAGUGCGUUGAGCUCGGUGUCAACGUUGUCGUCGCCAUCAACAAAGUAGACCGGUUGGACGAUCGACGGCUGGCGGACAGCUGGAAAACCAAACUUCAUGCUUCCCUCGGUAUACCAACUGAGAAGAUCUUCCUUGUCUCGUGUCGGGAUGCAGAAGAAUUAACCCGUGAAGUUUCUAAUGAUCCAGGCCACAUACAGGUCUUUUUGCAAGGCUUGCUGGGUACAUUUGCCGAGAUGACAGCUGCACUCGUCCCUGAAGCAGAUCCUGACCCAUCAAUCUGGCAGGAGUCACUAGGCGCAACCGAGCGGCAGCGGGCCUUGCUGUCGGAAUGCCUGUCCCAUCUUGGAUCGUUUUUGGCUACCGUGCAGAAUCCUUUGCAAGACCAGACUGCAGAGGACUACGAAGAGUCCGACUCAAUUGACAUUGUGGUUGCUGCAGAGUCGCUCCGUCUUGCUGCUGACACACUGGCCAGAAUCACUGGACGCGGCGAAGGCGGUGACGUGGAAGAAGUCCUAGGCGUUGUGUUCGAAAAGUAA